GACCGUGGACAUCUGCCCGCUCGCCACCGAGGACCUCCCCGACGGUGCGGGAAGGAUGCCACGCAAGCCCAACCCCGCCACGGAAGAGGAGCUGAAGGGCCCAAAGGUCUACCGAGAUUCGUCUUUCCGAUCGAGGACAUUUCUUCCCAUCCUGGUCGAGAAGCCCUGGGAUGCAGGGAUGCUGAGGACCACCGACGAGCUGGUCGAGGGCAUGCCGCUCUUCGGGGUCAUCCAGAAGCGCCAGGUCCGCGCCAUCUGGGACUGGAGGCGGGCCAACCUUCGCUGGCAGACGCCCAUGCACGGGCCCCUGGGCAGCCCCGCGACCCUGACCAACCUGGACCUCUCCAAUCUCGGCGAGGCGGACGUGGUGGUCUACACAGGGGUGGGCGAUAUCCUCGACAGGUUCGACCGCUUCGAGACGCCGCCCGAUGUCUGGCUCUACUUUGUCUUGGAGGGGCUGCCCCUCCACGAGUUCUUCGACUACAUGAGGACCACAAGGCAGGGCUACGUCAUCCCCUGUGGCGGGCCCCUCUUGGCGGUGAAGGUCUUGGUCAAGGGCCGACCGUGGCCCCUGCCUCUGGCCUACUCCAGGCCGAAGGCUCUCACGGCGCGCAGGCUCUGGGCGGGCACCGGGGAUGCGCGCCUGGUCUACGGGGCUCCGACGCGCCAGUUGAUCGGGCCCGUCGAUUUCGAGUCAGGGGGCUGGGCGUACAUGGACGACUACGCGGUCGUGGCCUCGUACGCCAGCGGGCGGCAGCCAGUGAGCGAGGUCAUGAGGCGAGGGGAUCGAGUCGUGGGGUGCGGUCAUUCGAUGCCGACCUUACACUGUCUCGGCCAAAAUCGAUCGCACUUGUGGCCUGACUCUGGCGGCGCUGGGGCUGGCGGUGCGGACAUGCUGGACCCCGGAGCCACCGGGAAGCUGUGGGCGUGGGCGGCCAUCUCUCAGCGCAUGGGCCUCGCCAUCCGCGGCCGUAUCUACCGCGAGAUGAGGCGCCCAGAGACCGCCAGGACGCCGUUCUGCCUACCAGACGCGGCGAGGUGGGGGCUGACGACGAUGGCCUGCUGCGCCACGCUCAGGCACACGGACCUCGAGGCGCCCUGGCUCUCGCAGGUGUCUAUGACGGGUAUGACGGACUCCAAGGACAAUGGCCACGGGGUUGCAGUCACCGAGGCCUCGCUGGAGGAGAUCAGGACGGCCACGGGCUACACCGAGAUCAGAGGGUUGACGAUCGCCACCGACCUCUGGGUCCCCCACGUUUGGGGGCGUACCUACGACGUGGACGAGCUCGCCGAUGCAUCGGCUACACCUCCGCCGCGGGUCAGUCGGAGGGUCGACCAGGCGCUCUACCUCUUCGCGGGCAGGCGCCGAGAGGGGGAUCUGGAGGAGGCCAUCUACGCGCGUGCGGAGUGCGACGGCUACGACAUCCAGAUCUGGUCCAUCGGCUCGGUGAUCGAGCCGAAGCACGACCGCCCCAACGACGAGCUGGUCAGCGCGAUUCUGGGUCAGACGCGCGACGGGCACUUCCACGCAGUGAUUGCCCCGCCGCCAUGUCCUACCUGGAGUCGAGCGUGCUUCCUGAAAGAGAGGCCCAGGCCCCCGCGGACGCGCCUCGAGCCUUGGGGGCGGAGCGACAUACUACUCACCACCUUCGAGCACCUCCGCCUGGACCUUGGGUCGCGCCUCAUGCUCACGGCCAUGCAGGCGGUCCGCGAGGUCUGCCGAACUGGUGGCCUGUGCUUGACGGAUCACCCCGCGGACCCAGAGGAGGACCUGUACACGGCUAUCGGGAACCCCCCCGAGAAGGCCUGCCUCGGCGAGGAGGCGGGCGGCCAGCUCCCUCAGAUCGACCAGGGCCGCUACGGAGCUUCGCCGAUGGAGUCGACCAUGAAGGGCAUCUUCGGGGUCUACGACGACGCACUGGACCUCGCCGUGGGCCGUCUCCGCCCGAGAGGCAACCGCCGAGGGAGGCAUCCAGCGAUACUCGAGGGGGGAGUGGAGCGGGGCCGCCCCGACAUCUGCACCGCCGCCGCCCAGGCUUUCCAGCCCCCGCGGUGCGCCGCGCGAGGGAGGGCGAUCCUCGAGGCGUUGGCCCGCAUGACGAAGGAGAUAAAGGGCCCCGAUCCAGCAUGCUCGUGGGCCUCUCCAGCUACGACGCCAUUCGGGCCGCCGAGGCCGGGAGGGGCGGAGAUCGAGAUCUUCCCCGCUGUCCCAUGCUUGGAUGCCACCUGCGAGAUGGCGGCCACUCUACGUCGGAAGGGGGAGGAGCACGGAGCACACGAACACCAGCGAGAUGCGGACCGUGGUGGGCGUGCUCCGACACCUGGCCAGAUCGCCGCGGAGGCGGACGCUGAAG
Messenger RNA from Prorocentrum cordatum, 2354 nucleotides. NCBI's taxonomy places the organism in Eukaryota, Dinophyceae, Prorocentrales, Prorocentraceae. The record is from the annotation of a GenBank genome assembly.